AUGACGAUUGAUUCUCCAGAUUCAGAAUUAGGAGUCAGGUUUCGACCCACUGAUGAACAACUUAUUCGCUAUUUAAUCAAAUGUGUUGCUUCUAAAAAUUACGUUUGCAACGAUAUUGAAUUUGAAGAUCUUUACGGCGGGAGUAAGAAGCCAUGGGAGUUAUUGGAAGACUCAUCAGAUACUAAAUAUUUCUUUACUAAAUUAAAGAAGUUAGAACCGCACCAUACAAGGUUUAUUCGGACUUUGAUUGGAGGAGGAAGUUGGAAAGGGAAGGGCAAAGGAAAACCGGUAGGUGCAAAGAAAGUUGGGAUAAAAAAAACUUGUAACUAUGAAGAAAAUAAAAAGGACGGUAAGGAUGAAGUUAAUGAUGUUUCUUGGAUCAUGAAAGAGUAUAGUCUUGACGACAAGGUUAUAAAGCUGCUAACAAAUAGAGGUAUAAUGAAGCACGAGGAUGUUGUUUUGUGCUACAUUAGGUGUAAAGUUAAAGAAUCAGGAAAUCAUAUGCCUACAACAACUGUCAGUGAAAACGAUGAUGAUACACAACCCCAGGGGCCUAUCUGCACUGAUGAAUCAGUAAAUCAUAUGCCUACAACAACUGCCCAUGAAAACGACAAUGAUGAUGAUGAUAAACAACCCCAGGGGCAUAAUGAAUCUGGAUAUGGUGAUCAACUUCCUCAACAGAUGGUGAAGUCAUUGCAAAAUAUUGAAUCAGGAUAUGUUGGAUGUGAUGAUGAGAAGAUGAACGAUAUGACAACACAACCCCAGUGGCCUAAUGAAUCAGGAUAUGGUGAUCAACUCCAGUUAUCAACAUAUCAGGAAGAGCAAGUGCAGAAUGUUGAAGAGACAACAGGUAGUGCAUCAUCAGAUUAUCAGGUUGACCCAACAUUCACUGGUGUUUUAAACAACGAUGAGUGCUUAUUAAUAGAUGAAUUAGGUGAUUUUGAUAACUUUAUGGGAGAAAACCAGGAAUGGCUAUCUGAGUUGGUUUCUUAG
This is a messenger RNA of Solanum stenotomum, 993 nucleotides long. Its product is annotated as NAC domain-containing protein 2-like. The coding region runs from base 1 to 993 and encodes 330 amino acids. Gene Ontology annotation, biological process: system development; regulation of DNA-templated transcription. The transcript has a single exon. Lineage: Eukaryota; Viridiplantae; Streptophyta; Magnoliopsida; Solanales; Solanaceae. Gene Ontology annotation, molecular function: DNA binding. The record is from RefSeq and is a predicted model, not a curated record.